AGUGUCCAUGCCCCAUAGUACCCCAUCUUCCAGCAGUCCGGAGGGCCAUAGAUCCCACACCACCACUUAACCUCAAAGCAUCAUCGUCAUCGUCAACCUUAUCUCCGUCGACACCAAAAGGAGAUCUUUAUCCUGUGAUUUUUCUGCCCCCAAGAAACCACUUUGAUCCAUCGAUCGAUCACUAGCACAUACAUAUGCAGGCAUAUAUGGAGGGAGGCCACUUGGGUGCUUGCCUUCCUAGCUUCCUCGUGCCGGAUCACUACGCCUUCCCUCUUCCUCUUCCACUUCAACUACCGAGCCAACCAAAUAAGCUUCUCCAGAUGCCGUUUGACCAGGAAGAGGCCGAGAACUAUGGCGUGAUGCUCUCCUCCGACCAUUGUGGGCUAUACCAGCUGCCGGCACUGCCGUUGGGCUGCUCUGGCACCGCCUCAGCCGCCUGCGGUGGGAAGCCUAUGGCUGGUUUCAUCCCUAGUACUGAUGAGGUCUGCACCUCGGUGACGAAAGGUUGCAACGAGAUCAGUACAAGCACAUGGUGGAAGGGCUCGGCUACCAUGGCGGAGAGAGGGAAGAUGAAGGUGAGGAGGAAGAUGAGGGAGCCGAGGUUCUGUUUCCAGACUAGAAGCGACGUGGAUGUGCUGGAUGAUGGCUACAAGUGGAGGAAGUACGGGCAGAAGGUUGUCAAGAACAGCCUCCAUCCGAGGAGCUACUUCCGGUGCACGCACAGCAAUUGCCGCGUGAAGAAGCGGGUGGAAAGGCUGUCGACGGACUGUCGCAUGGUGAUGACCACGUACGAGGGCCGCCACACGCACUCCCCCUGCAGCGACGACGCCUCCUCCGGCGACCACACCGACUGCUUCAGCUCCUUCUGAACCUUGCUAUACGCCGCCAUCCGCCGGCAGUCAAGUCGAUCAGAGGCAGCAGCGAGAUCGAGCGCAUCGCAUACAGGAGCAGCAAAACAGUGCAGCCCAGUUGAUCCGCGGCUUCUUUUAGAUCUCGUCAGUUUUGCCGGAUGGACACAGAGAACUUUGCAGCUGUGCACUGUCAUAUGUGUGUACUCAUGUGUAAUACGAUGCGAUCGCUCGUCGGCGACCUUGCAAAUUAAAUAUGAUCCAUGCAUCCAUUGAAUGUACGCGCUCAUGUAGACCCAUCAAAUAAAUUAAAUUAAAGCUGCACGUUUUCUCCCA
This is a messenger RNA of Panicum virgatum (switchgrass), 1184 nucleotides long. Its product is annotated as probable WRKY transcription factor 12. Gene Ontology annotation, biological process: regulation of DNA-templated transcription. The record is from RefSeq and is a predicted model, not a curated record. The coding region runs from base 195 to 869 and encodes 224 amino acids. Gene Ontology annotation, molecular function: DNA-binding transcription factor activity; sequence-specific DNA binding. The transcript has 4 exons. Lineage: Eukaryota; Viridiplantae; Streptophyta; Magnoliopsida; Poales; Poaceae.